Messenger RNA from Aspergillus tanneri, 570 nucleotides. RefSeq names its product putative mitochondrial protein sorting (Msf1). The coding region runs from base 1 to 570 and encodes 189 amino acids. The transcript has 2 exons. Gene Ontology annotation, biological process: phospholipid transport. Gene Ontology annotation, cellular component: mitochondrial intermembrane space. Gene Ontology annotation, molecular function: phosphatidic acid transfer activity. Lineage: Eukaryota; Fungi; Ascomycota; Eurotiomycetes; Eurotiales; Aspergillaceae. The record is from RefSeq and is a predicted model, not a curated record.
AUGAAGGUCUUUUCUUCAACAUGUACAUUCGACUAUUCGUGGGAGGAAGUUUCAACUGCAAACUGGCGCAAAUAUUGCCCUUGGAAUGACAAGUCUCCUCACGUCGUGGCAGUAGAUACCUUAUCCAGAACUGUUGAUUCGGCUACUGGCAUUUUGCGUACAGAACGCCUUAUAACCUGCAACCAGUCCGUACCACAAUGGGUUCUCUCACUUUUUGGAGGCAGCGCUACUUCGCAUGUUUACGAGAUCUCAUAUGUUGAUCCAAAUUUGAAGAAAGUCACAAUGUGCUCCACUAAUCUUACGUGGUCCAAUGUUCUAAGCGUUCGAGAGACAGUUAUAUAUCAGCCGUCUUCAGCGGAACCAGCAUUUACUACGAGCUUCAAUCAAGAGGCGAAGAUCACUGCGCUAUGCGGUGGUUGGCAGAAGAUUAAGAACAAGGUUGAAGAGGCGAGUGUAGAGAGAUUCAGCCAAAAUGCCAAGAGGGGCAGGGAGGGGUUUGAAGCUGUUCUCCAAAUGAGUCGACGAGUUUUUGGUGAGCAGCGUGAACAUGAACAAAAGCUACAGCAUUGA